Messenger RNA from Penicillium taxi, 1209 nucleotides. RefSeq lists its product as uncharacterized. NCBI's taxonomy places the organism in Eukaryota, Fungi, Ascomycota, Eurotiomycetes, Eurotiales, Aspergillaceae. The record is from RefSeq and is a predicted model, not a curated record. The transcript has a single exon. Bases 1 to 1209 code for a protein of 402 amino acids.
AUGGAGACCCUGCCCUUUGAGAUUCAAUACAAAAUAUUGUCUUUUAUUGAUGAUUGCACAUCUCUGUAUAACCUUCUCCGCGCAUCGCCAGCCAUCUCGCGCCUAUUUGACCAUGAAGGCCUUCAGCUCACCCGCACCGUCUUCUCCAAAGAGAACACGUGUGAUCAAAUUCGGGAAUCAAUUCACCUUAUAGCUAUGCUCGAAUCUUCCUCCUUUGCAUAUUCGAGCUUAGCUGUAUUAACCUACGGCUUCAUCCAUAUAACGGUCAAAGAUACACUCCCACUACGAAUAGGCGAAACCCGUCCGACACCCCUUCCUAAAGACUUGCCUGAUAAAACUCCUAUUCCGACAAUCCGCCGGAUUCUCUCUAUAUAUGCACAAAUAAAUCAUCUCACCAUAGCAUGCCUUGAGCACUACCUCGAGAAAUUUAAUGCUCUCCAACCGGAAAACCUUGUUGAUCCCGAGGCUCGGUAUUACGAGAAGAGUCUGCCAUGGACUCAAAGAUUCGAAAGCUUUAAGGUCCCCGUUCACAACUAUGGCCCACCGCUCUGGGAGGAAGAGCAGCGCGUUUCCCGAGCACUCUGGAGAAUUCAAUUAUUCUAUGAGCUAUGCACCGCUGGCCAGUCUCGGCUCGGCUGGCCCGCUGAAGACGUGGCGCGAUUAAAAAGUAUGAACGAGAGCGACCUUUACAUUAAGUGGCACCUAUGUUACGAGACUAAGGAAAUCCAAACUGUUAUCGAGUAUAUCAACUGGGCACGAGCAGCAGACCUCGUCAUCUCCCAUGACCCCAGCAGCAGCAAUAGCGGUGGCUAUAAUAGAGGCAUUCGGCGACUGCCUUUUCUCCGUCAUCCAGUUGAACAAAGGUGGCCAACCCCGCGAAGACCUGAUCCGGAGCCAAUAACCCAAACGUACGAAAUCGAUUCUGGUACAUUUGGUCUGCGACAAUGGCAAAUACUGACAAAGAUAAAUUCUUCGCCCCUGCGCACGGUCAAGUUUGACUCCUAUCGACGGUUAGGGGUCGCACUUUGGUGUAAAAAGAGAUUCCAAGCGAUGGGUCUGGUUCCUAUGAAUCGUGAAGAGCGGCACCCGCAAGUCAACUUAUCGUCAUGGCAAUUUGCGUGGCGAAGUAUCUUAGAUCCGUGCGAGGUGAGAGAAGUAGAGAGGAGAUUACAAAAGGAGUGGGAGGAGGAGCGAGAACCUAAGGAUUAG